CACCUACAUGGUUAUUUUUGUUGUUGAUUGCCCUUGAUAUCGAGCCGCAAAACACGUCACGUGAUGGCCCAGUAUUGAUGAGUCAUUUAGGCCAAGACUAUACUUGUUCGUAACAUUCAAUUAGCCAGUCCAACCCCAUGGUUUAGGCAGCAAUUGAUCGAAGUCCUCCAGUAUCCUCAUUCGCAAUACUGCAUAGAAAGCUUACCGUUGCAUUGAUGUCAAACUUGCAUCAUGGCAGUGACAGCUCCCGAUACUGCGCACACAGCACCUGUGAUACCAUUAUCGGAAGGAUCACACAGAUCUCUGGCUUCUAUGGUUGUACUAAUACCAUGGGAUCCAGAUUCUCAGCAGCAUAUAGAGCGCUUGAAGCAACAGAGAAUCGCCUGUGGAUGGAAGGAGGAAGCCGUCGAAGGUUGGAGAGAACCUCAGCGGGGAGGGAAGAUUGGGCUACAUUGGAUCGCGCUUACACCCACUCAUUCCGAUGCGUCGUCUCGUCUAGAGCAACACGUGACAGCCUACCCGAACGAGUCGAUACCCUUGAGAGAUACUUGUAAACAAGUAUUCUCUCGUCCGCAUGCUCCUGAUCCACAAGCCAGCUCAUUCUUACCAAUCGGACAUAUCUCACUUGACGUAUCGGUUCCCCACCCAGAAUUGCAGACAUCCGCGUCAGAUGGCGUAUACGCAAUUAUGAACUUCUAUGUUUCCCGAGCGCUUCAUAGCGGUGGUAUAGGGGCGGCCGCUCUCGGCGCCUGUGAAAGGAUGGCAGCCGCCGAUUUCGGUGCCAAGGCAAUGACUCUCAACACCGUCAGCAACAAGGAGUGCACUCCGGACAAUCCCAGGAGGAUAGCCAUGGGGAAGACGGAUAUUCCCAACCCCACGGUCCAGGAUUGGUACGCGCGGCGAGGUUACAAGGUCUACCAAAGCAAGGCAGACGCAUGGUUCGAAACAGACCCUACAGGAAAGCGUUGGGGAGUCACAUGUGUUUUCAUGAGGAAAGAAUUAGUAUCGGUAUCGUGAGCUUGGACACUGUAGGGGGGUGUGGCACAAUCCCCACACACAACGUGGUGAUCUGCGAGGUAGUGGUUCCAAGCGGCGAUGCAGGAGGGUUUUGGAAGAAAACUGUCUCUGGCGCCGUGGGAAAGACAACUUGGCUUGCAUACCGCUGCAGGAACUACUUGUUAACCAGCCCGACUGAUAGAAGAGGCCGCGUGUAUAAUGGUCAUAGCAGCCGCGGUGCCGUGGGGUCUAAUUAUGGUUAUCGUGUUAGCCUCUGGCCUUAUUGGCCGACUAUUACUCCUAGAACACGAACUACAUACUGG
This is a messenger RNA of Truncatella angustata, 1319 nucleotides long. RefSeq lists its product as uncharacterized. The transcript is spliced from 4 exons. The record is from RefSeq and is a predicted model, not a curated record. NCBI's taxonomy places the organism in Eukaryota, Fungi, Ascomycota, Sordariomycetes, Amphisphaeriales, Sporocadaceae. The coding region runs from base 232 to 1017 and encodes 261 amino acids.